Messenger RNA from Lotus japonicus, 834 nucleotides. RefSeq lists its product as uncharacterized. The transcript is spliced from 3 exons. The record is from RefSeq and is a predicted model, not a curated record. Lineage: Eukaryota; Viridiplantae; Streptophyta; Magnoliopsida; Fabales; Fabaceae. The coding region runs from base 229 to 789 and encodes 186 amino acids.
AAGAAGAAGAAGAGGAAAAGCAAGAGAAACCAAGAGAAGAUCAAGAGAGAAAGAAGGAGAGCAAGCAAGGACUGUGAGGAGCAGCAAGGAGAGGGCUUCUUCAUUCAUCCUUUUCAUCAUCUCACUCAUUCCAAUCAGCCAAGGGUUCGAGUAGAAGAGGAACUUGGACAGCAAGGAGCAGAUUAUCCAAGCUUCAUUCUUCCAUUCUUUUCAGAUCAAGAAAUCAAGAUGGUUCUGACGAAGACGACAACGUCCAUCCACUCCUGGGAACUGACGUUGUAUGAUGAGGAGAAGGACCGGGCUUGGAUGGCCGACACAUCCGGAGUCCGACGUGUCUAUGUCGGCGAUGCAAAGCUUACAGGUUUGGAUAUGCAUGGAAACGUCGUGGAGAUGCAAUGUAUGACGGGAGGAGUCAUCACGAUGCCUUAUCCACCUCCACGAUACUUUUUCCCGAAGGACAAAGGCUCUCAAGUAGCAUCAGUGGAGAGUGAUCCUUUAGAAGAAGCAGCGGUUGAGUCCCAGCGACAGGUAGAGCAGAUUAUAGUCCCAACGCAGGCCCGAGCUGAGGAUCCAAAGUAUGAUGACAAGGCAGAGUUGAAUAGGCGAGUACCUGUAGCACCGGCUUGGUGGGGUGACAUGGAAGCUUGCUGUGUAUGGGGUCCUUUUGAGGCUCCGCCACUUGAGUCUCUACCGCCAUUCGUGCCACUUUUCAAGAAGCGUCACCAGGUCAGAGGUUGCUUCGAGAAGGAGCUCAUUGAGGUUUCCAGUGAAGACAAGGAUAUGGAUUGAGAGUUUUCUAUUUUGGGGACUUGAGAGUUAUGCAUCGAACUUAAU